Molecule: messenger RNA, 4113 nt
Organism: Struthio camelus australis
Lineage: Eukaryota; Metazoa; Chordata; Aves; Struthioniformes; Struthionidae
Source: RefSeq, a predicted model, not a curated record
AUGCAGCAUGGUGUGUCUCUAUUUUUUGCUGCAGAAUACAGUUGUGAAUAUGGCUCGCUCAAGUUUUAUGCUCUCUGUGGCUUUGGUGGGGUCCUAAGUUGUGGCCUGACACACACUGCUGUCGUACCUCUGGAUUUAGUGAAAUGUCGUAUGCAGGUUGACCCACAAAAAUACAAGAGCAUCUUCAAUGGAUUUUCAGUGACAAUCAAAGAAGAUGGUUUUCGUGGUUUGGCUAAGGGAUGGGCUCCAACAUUUAUUGGAUAUUCCAUGCAAGGGCUCUGUAAAUUUGGUUUCUAUGAAGUUUUCAAAAUCCUCUAUGGCAACAUGCUGGGAGAGGAAAAUGCAUAUUUGUGGCGUACAUCACUAUACUUAGCUGCAUCUGCCAGUGCGGAGUUUUUUGCUGACAUUGCUCUGGCUCCCAUGGAAGCUGCUAAAGUUCGCAUUCAGACACAGCCUGGAUAUGCUAACACUUUGCGGCAAGCUUUACCAAAAAUGUUUGGAGAAGAAGGCAUCUGGGCUUUCUAUAAAGGUGUUGCUCCGCUAUGGAUGAGACAAAUUCCAUACACAAUGAUGAAAUUUGCCUGCUUUGAACGUACUGUUGAAGCCCUCUACAAGUAUGUAGUUCCCAAGCCACGAAGUGAAUGUUCAAAGCCAGAACAGCUGGUAGUCACAUUUAUUGCAGGUUAUAUUGCUGGUGUGUUCUGUGCAAUUGUUUCUCAUCCUGCUGACUCUGUGGUGUCUGUAUUGAAUAAGGAAAAGGGCAGUUCCGCUUCACAGGUUCUCGUGAGGCUUGGAUUCAGAGGUGUAUGGAAAGGUCUCUUUGCUCGUAUCAUUAUGAUUGGUACCCUGACUGCACUACAGUGGUUCAUCUAUGAUUCUGUGAAGGUUUAUUUCAGACUUCCUCGUCCGCCUCCACCUGAAAUGCCAGAAUCUCUGAAGAAGAAGCUUGGUCUAGCUGAAUAAACAACUCAUGGACUGACUUUGCUGGCUGUCCCAGUGAUGAGUUUCAUGAAACUUUUAUAUAUUUGACUAUGUAGAAAGCAAACUAUCUGAUGUAAUUAUUGGCUGUGCCCCUGUCCCAUAUGAGGGUUUAACUUCUACCACUGUCAUUGCCUGAAAUAAAUGAGAACCAGAGUGCUUAGUGUCUUGUUACUAUUGCAUAUAUAAGCUUCACUUCACAGAAGUAAAGACUUCCAAAUAUUUCCCAAUAUGAAAAAUAUAAGUCAUUCUGCAUUUAAAGGAUUGCAGAAUUGUGUGUGGAGGGGGGAGAACUGCAACAAAAAACAGGUUUUCAUUGCUUCUAGAGAAGAGCUAAGAGCCUGUCCUCACAGUGCUGCAGAAACUAACUGCAGUCUUAGGCUAUCUUUGAGUCCACUGUCUUAUUUGCCUAUAUCAAUUGUUACCGUAGAGUAGCGGAACUCUGGAAUGAAUGAGACUAUGCUCUGACAGGGCAACCUGAUCACAACAUCUGCAUUCUUCAGAGAGAUGAGAAGAACCUUAUACAUAGAACCAUUACUGAUCUGGAGUGCUUAUCCCAACAUAACCCCUGCUUAGAUGACUAAUUCCUGCCUUUAUUGCUCUUGAACUGCACCAAAGAACUUAGUCCUUUCAUUUGUAUCGUGGAAUAAAGCAGUGGCUGCUCCCUUAAGAAAGGAGGGUUGAUGUUACUAAAGAUUCUCAAAGGUAUUUGACCACUAAAAGCUUAGUACAACUAUAUAAUAAAGUUAAAAUGGCUUGCCUCAUACUGUAGAGAUUUUGACGAACUUACCAGCCUUUCCUUGCACUUGGUACUUUUAUAUCUUGAUUUUGGCUAAAUUAGUGUAACUGUAACACUGAGUUUUGGUUGAACCAUUUUUGCAGUGCAAGAAGCCAAACAAUUUUUUUGGCUCUUACUUAAUGCAAAGAAUGCUAUAGGCUUGAGGCAAGUAAGAGGAAAAACUCAAGCAAUGUUUUAUUAGCUUCAGGCAAUGGAUGUAUCCUUUCUAGUACUUUCUGGAAACAGGAGCACAGCUCCCUUUUGAGUUUUGCCUGUUCAAGAAUCCAUAGUAGAUAAUCACAAUAAGAAAAAUCCAAAGCAUACCUAAUAGUAAAGGAGGUUCACUAUAUCCAGUACUACUUUGCUCACUGAGUAGAGCUGGAGCCUAAGUGUCUUGUGCAAAACUGUUUGGAUAUGCUGCCUUUCAGUAUUCUGAGCUGAUGAUAUUCAAUCUAGCUUGGCGUUGCAUAGGUUGUAAGUGCUCCUUCCUCUUCAGUGUCCUUCAGAGUCAGAAGGCCAGUUACAGGAGGCUCUAUUGGAAUAUCACAAAUAGACUAGCUCCCGUACCUUAUUAGUGUCUGACAUUGUUUCUGCUCCCAUUUUACACAAUAAUGAGUUUUCCUCCCGGAAAAAUCUGUGACUUUUGAGAUGUGGAGCAGUUAUGCUAAACACUAGCAAACAGCCUUAUUUUGAAUUGCUACUUUUCAAAAUGUGGAGUAAAAUCUAAGAAAAACACUGCUCAACUUCCCUGUCACUGUGACACUAUAGAUGCACUCCUAUAGUGGUCGGUAACUACCGCCUAGUAACUGCAUUAUACAGCAAAGUCAAAUUUCUUAAGUCUAAAUAAAACAUUUGUACAAGUACUUUGGUGUUGAAUUAAAUGUAUUUUACUUCAUCAUGUAAGCAUGUACAUCUUGCUGUGCCCGUUGCGGAUGGAGAAGCUUUGAAGUUAUUUAGCAAAUCAUUAGGACAUUUGCUCAUAAGAGCUUUCUUGGUGAAAAGCAUUACCUAUGGUUUCAUCUUGCGUUAAGACUGUUCACGUUAAAACAGCUUUCUGAAUUUAGCUUUUGCACAUGGUUCAACUUGUUCUGCUCAAAAACAAAUUACCAUCACUUCAGUGCACUGAGCAUCGUAGUUUCUUUAAAGGUGUGUUUUAAGCCCUUGGGCUUUUCUUUGCUUGCUGGAAAGCAUCUCAAGUUUCUUCUGAUCCUGGGAAAGCUGAGCAUUUCCAUCAGCUUUUAAGGCUGGUAGAGAAUUGAGGCGACUUGUCUCACACAGAGGGAUAAUUUGAUUUUUGCGUAAUCGAGGGAUAAGCUGAUCGUCUCAAGCAAGACUAAUUUCUGUCAUUGCACGUGCAAAGCAAAACCACAGCAGUUUUUCUGUAGAAAGACUGUUGGUUGCCUUUGGUGCAGUCAUUUUAAAUAUGUGCAAUAAGACUUACAGAUUUGUUUUCUAAUUGCUGAAGGAUGGCCUGAAACUACCUUUUUAAAGACACUCAGAUCGCUUUGUUGAGGUAAAUCUGGGAUAAGACUACAUGACAGCCAGCUGUUCUCUUGUUCUUUUGUAACUGAGAAAGGCAAAAUAUAUGUAGUCCUACUUUCAGCAUUUCGUUUCAGUGGAAAACCUGAGAGGGGAAGAGAAUUGCCUUGCAACUAUUAACUUCAUUGACAUUUAGGCACAGGCUUGUUCUGAUGUUUCAGGUGGAGGGGUAUAUGACACUUAAAAUGAUCUUGCUCAAAAGGUUGCCCAGUGAAAUUUUAAGUGAGCUUGAGUGGGAAGUGGUAGUAUUAAAAGACAUUUAAAAGUCAGUUUUUGUCACCGAUGACAAUGUCCUUUAUAGCAUGUGUGGUAUGUUUCCCAAAAAUAGGGAAGAUUGGGGUGGGGGGGGUGGUGAAAGACUGGGACAAUGCUUCUGACUGACUUGUGUUUUCAUUGCAAGGAAAGUCCUAUGUUGAAAAAGAGCAAUCCAUUUUGAACCAAAUAUAGUUCAGAUAACUCCAGAACUGUCACUAAACCCGAGAGUGCUUUGUAAAAUGUGGAUUAUGUAUAUGCUGGUUGUGUAUAUUGUUUUAUGAAAGAGGAAUCAUCCUUUUUGCUAUUACUGGAGCUGAGACCAGUUUUCUGGUUUAAAACAUAUCGUCUAUAUAAAUUUUAAUAAUCACUCCAUUCACACCCUGUGUUUGUGUCAGAUUAUACUACAAAUAUGCUAACAUUAUUUGACAUUGCAGAUAUUUGCUGAAAUGCUUGUUACAUAUUCUAAAAUGGACUAUAAUAUUACAAAGAGUUGUAAUUCAUUUACGUUUCUACAUAGAAAUGAUGUAGUUCAUAGUGAAAACAAUAAACAUCCUGCUUUUUCA